This is a messenger RNA of Didymodactylos carnosus, 933 nucleotides long. The record is from the annotation of a GenBank genome assembly. Lineage: Eukaryota; Metazoa; Rotifera; Eurotatoria; Philodinida; Philodinidae.
AUGACGAGUCGAAAUCUGACAUCAAAUUUUUUAGAAUUUCGGAAUCGAGCUGUUCGAGAUAGAAAUUACAAUACGGAUGAUAAAUCAACCGAUGAUCGUACGGCGUUGAUUGAAAAUGAAGAAGAAAUUGUACAAUUUGAAAAUAAUUUACCACCAAGCUGGAUAGAAACACAAAGACGUAUUCAAUUACAAUUUGAUCAAGUUCGGAGUCGAAUGAAAAGACUAACACAAUUACAUGAUAAACAUUUAACUCGACCCGAUUUCGAUGAAAAUUCAAGUGAAGAAAAGGAAAUUGAAUCAACCACCAAAGACAUUACAGCAAUGUUAAAUAGUUGUCAUAUCUCCGUUCAACAAAUUUCCAAUCAAACAAAUCAGUCACAAACAAAUGUGUAUGAUAAACGUUUAGCAAAUAAUAUUGUACAAGCGACAGCCUCAGCACUACAGGAUUUAACCAUAAAAUUUAGAAAAUGUCAGUCGAAUUACCUUCAUAAAUUACAAGCACGAAAAGAAAAUUUUAAUAAAACUAUGCCAGAUAUGGAAAUUGAUAUUCAUUCAAAUCCCUUUGGUGAUCAAGAUAGUAAAAGCAAUUUCGAUCAAAUAUCGCUCACUUCUGAAGAUCAACUACAAUUAACCAGUCAAAAUGUGCAGUUUUUAGAAAAACGUGAUAAAGAAAUCAAAGAAGUAUUGAAAUCAAUUGAAGAUGUGAAUGAAAUAUUUCGAGAUGUAGCAUCUAUUGUAGCUAGUCAAGGUACGAUACUUGAUCAAAUCGAUUAUAAUAUUGAAAAUGCUGUAAUUCAAGUUGAACAAGGCAAACAACAUUUACAAAAAGCUGUUGAACAUAAAAAACGUGGAUUAAAAUUUAAAUUAAUCUUAAUCGGUAUUGGAGUAUCGAUACUCCUAUUCAUUAUUUUUAUAACUGUUAUUAGUAGAUAA